CCUCUACAGGUCUACAUUUUGAUAAUACUACAGGAGCGAAGAGUGGUAGCCUGUAUCUCACAGCCAGCGGGGCCUUCGAAGAUCCGACCCGACCUAUCAAGCACGACGAGCUCGCAAAAAGCAUCUCGCACUCCCGGUCACAAAAGGACUUCGGUCUUCCCCGCCACCCUUGCCCUCCCAUCAACUAGGUUUAGUCCAAGAUGUCUUUGCGUGCGGGGUUGAACCAGAAUAAGGACAAGUAUGCGUUCUUGCACUUGGCGGCUCCUGCUAGUUAUGUAGCUGGUCUCGGUCGAGGAGCUUCUGGAUUUACGACUCGAUCGGAUAUCGGACCUGCUCGAGAAGGACCAAGUGCUGAAGCUAUCGCCGAAGCCAAAGCGAAACGAGGAGAAGAAGAGGAAGAAGCCUUUGGAGAUCCGGACGACGAGAGCAACCUCUUUGCAGGAACAGUCUACGAAGCCGACGAUGCCGAAGCCGAUGCCAUCUGGGACUCGGUGGAAUCGCACAUGGAAGGCAGAAGAAAAGCACGGAGAGAAGCUAUCGAAGCGGAGGAGCUGGCCAAGGAAAGGGCGACGAACGUGAAAUUGGACGUCAAGUUUGCAGACUUGAAAAGAGGGUUGAGCGAUGUGACGGAUAACGAGUGGGAGAACUUACCCGAGGUGGGGGAUCUUACUAGGAGGAGGAGAAAGGCGAACUUGAGGAUGGCGGAGAAUGGGAAUGGGAAAUCCUACGCCGUCUCGGAUACCAUCCUAGCCGGGGCCGUUGCGCAGAACGCGACGGUGAACGAACUCGACGAGAAACAAAUGUCAGGGGAAGGGUUUAAUACCCCCGCUCUGAUCCAGGGGACGGAGACGGAUCUGGUGGGGAUCGGACAGGCGAGAGAUAGGGUCUUGUCAUUGCAACUGGAUCAGGCGUCCAAGGAUGCUUCGGCCAGUGGGUUGAGCUCGACGGUGGACCCUAGGGGGUAUAUGACGGCCUUGAACAGUCAGGUGUUGCAGAGUGAUGCUCAGAUCGGUGAUAUCAAGCGGGCGAGACAGUUGCUGGACUCGGUCAUCAAGAGCAACCCGAAACACGCACCCGGUUGGAUUGCUGCAGCCUCGCUCGAAGUCCAUGCAAAGAAGAUGGUUGCUGCGCGGAGGAUCAUCGCUCAGGGUUGUGAGCAGUGUCCGAAGAAUGAGGAUAUCUGGUUCCACGCUGCCGAGCUCAAUACGCCGGAGAACGCCAAGGUCAUCCUUGCCAAGGCGGUACAACACUUGCCGCAGUCUGUCAAGAUUUGGCUGAAGGCUUCCGACCUGGAGAUCGAUGUCAAGGCGAAGAAGCGAGUACUGAGAAAAGCUCUCGAAUACAUUCCCAACUCGGUCAAGCUCUGGAAAGAGGUUGUCAACCUGGAGGACGACCCUGAUGACGCUCGUAUCUUGCUGGGUCGAGCCGUCGAGGUCAUUCCUCAAUCGGUCGAGCUCUGGUUGACGCUGGCCAGGCUGGAAACGCCAGAAAACGCGCAAAAGGUUCUCAACAGGGCCCACAAGAUGAUCCCUACGAGUCACGAGAUCUGGAUCGCAGGAGGACGUUUGCGAGAACAGGACGGAAGCAAGGAGACGGUCGAUAAGCUGAUCGCAUUGGCGGUCAAGAGUCUGACGAAGCACAACGUCAUCAUGACCCGAGAACAAUGGAUGAAGGAAGCAGAAAAAUGCGAGACGGAGGGAAGUCCGGCAACCGCCCAGGCAAUCUUGAAGGCUACUCUGCACCUCGACGUUGAGGAGGAAGACAGGCAGGCCGUAUGGCUGGAUGACGCUGAGAGUGCGACGGGCCGAGGGUUCAUCGAAUGCGCCCGAGGGAUCUAUGCCUACACAAUUCAGGUCUUUCCCACGAAAAAGGCUGUUUGGAGAGCAGCUGCCGAUUUCGAAAAGGAGCAUGGAACACCGGAGGCGCUGCAAGAGCUCCUUGCAAAGGCCGUCGAGUACUGUCCUCGAGCAGAGGUGCUGUGGCUUAUGGCUGCCAAAGAAAAGUGGCUGGCCGGAGAUAUAGGCGGAGCCAGGGAUGUCCUUACGCGAGCGUUCGAGCAGAACCCCGACAGCGAGUCUAUCUGGUUGGCGGCCGCCAAGCUCGCUGCCGAGACCGGGCAGAUGGAAGCCGCUAUGCAAGUGUUGGAGAAGGCUAGGACAGAGGCCGAUACCGAUAGGAUCUGGAUGAAAUCUGCUCAUCUACUACGCCAGCUAGGCAAGCCGGACGAAGCUAUCAAAACGCUGGACGAGGCCAUCGUCAAGUUUAGCCACUUUGACAAGCUGUACAUGAUGAAGGGACAGAUCAACGAGGACAAGGACAACAUUCCGGGCGCACGAGAGGCGUACAGCAAGGGUGUCAAGGCUUGCCCCAAGUCGAUCCCGCUUUGGAUCCUGUCAUCGAGGUUGGAAGAAAAGGCCGGCAUCACGAUCAAGGCCCGAGCACUGCUCGAGAAGGCUCGAAUGCAAAACCCCAAGAGCGAAGAGCUCUGGGCAGAAUCGAUCAAGGUGGAAGAGCGAGCGGGAAGUGCCGGACAAGCCAAGACUAUGCUGGCUCGAGCGCAACAGGAUUGCCCCGUCUCUGGUAUCCUGUGGAACAUGGCCAUCUGGAUGGAGCCCGGUUCCGGUCGAAAAGGCAAGUCGGUCGAUGCCAUCAAAAAGUCGAGCGAACACCCGAUCGUCAUUUGCGCGAUUGGCCGAUUGUUCUGGGCCGAGCGCAAGAUCGAGAAGGCGAGACUGUGGCUGGGUCGAGCUGUCAAUGCGGACAAGGAUAACGGAGAUUUGUGGGCCUGGUGGCUGAAGUUUGAGCGUCAGCAUGGGGAGAAGGAACGCCAAGACGAGGUGAUAACCAAAUGCGCAGCGGCCGAACCUAAACACGGCCAACUCUGGCCGAGCAUUUCCAAGGAUAUGAAGAAUGUAGGCAAGACGACGACCGAGAUCCUUGAACUUGUAACAAGCGAGAUCCGAUAGUCGCCC
Messenger RNA from Filobasidium floriforme, 2972 nucleotides. RefSeq names its product PRP1 splicing factor, N-terminal-domain-containing protein. Lineage: Eukaryota; Fungi; Basidiomycota; Tremellomycetes; Filobasidiales; Filobasidiaceae. Gene Ontology annotation, molecular function: protein binding. Gene Ontology annotation, biological process: spliceosomal tri-snRNP complex assembly; mRNA splicing, via spliceosome. The coding region runs from base 201 to 2966 and encodes 921 amino acids. The transcript is spliced from 11 exons. Gene Ontology annotation, cellular component: catalytic step 2 spliceosome; U4/U6 x U5 tri-snRNP complex. The record is from RefSeq and is a predicted model, not a curated record.